CGCAAACAAGUAUAAAAGAAAGAGUUACAACGUUGAGAAUUCAGAACAUCCAGAGGCCCACCAAAACCUGCAACCAUGGGCAAGAUCAUUUUCUACGAGGACAAAAACUUCCAGGGCCGCUCCUAUGAGGGCACGAGCGACUGCGCCGAUAUGUCUUCUCACCUUAGCAGGUGCAACUCCUGCAGGGUGGAGAGUGGCUGUUUCAUGGUCUAUGAGAGGAACAACUACAUGGGAAACCAGCACUUCAUGAAGAGGGGAGAGUACCCCGACUACAUGAGCAUGAUGGGCAUGGGCAGUGGCAUCAGGUCCUGCCGUAUGAUCCCCAUGUACAAGGGCCAGUACAGGAUGAAGAUCUACGAGAGGGAGAACUUCGGUGGUCAGUCCAAUGAGAUGAUGGACGACUGUGACAACAUCCAGGAUCGUUACCGCAUGUCCGACUGCCAGUCCUGCCACGUGAUGGACGGACACUGGCUGAUGUACGAGCAGCCCCAGUACAGAGGCAGGAUGAUGUACAUGAGGCCCGGAGAGUACAGGAGCUUCAGGGAUAUGAUGAGCGGCCAGAGGUUCAUGAGCAUGAGGCGUAUCACUGAUAUGUGUUAAGCAUCCCCUUUUGCCACCAUGUGAAAAAAAUUUGUAUUCAAUUAAAAAUUUUAUGAAUUCA
Gadus morhua (Atlantic cod) is the source of this 661-nucleotide messenger RNA. Its product is annotated as gamma-crystallin M3-like. NCBI's taxonomy places the organism in Eukaryota, Metazoa, Chordata, Actinopteri, Gadiformes, Gadidae. The coding region runs from base 76 to 600 and encodes 174 amino acids. Gene Ontology annotation, biological process: lens development in camera-type eye; visual perception. The record is from RefSeq and is a predicted model, not a curated record. Gene Ontology annotation, molecular function: structural constituent of eye lens. The transcript has 3 exons.